Molecule: messenger RNA, 534 nt
Organism: Musa acuminata subsp. malaccensis (wild Malaysian banana)
Lineage: Eukaryota; Viridiplantae; Streptophyta; Magnoliopsida; Zingiberales; Musaceae
Source: RefSeq, a predicted model, not a curated record
AAUAUUCUGGAAGCUAGAGAUUCUUUACCUAUAUCUAAGCUUAAGAGUAAUAUUCUACAAUUGCUAGUUGAGAAUGAUGUGAUUGUUGUUUGUGGAGAAACAGGUUGUGGAAAAACAACACAGGUUCCUCAAUUCAUUUUGGAUGACAUGAUCCAAUCAGGUCUCGGUGGAUACUGUAACAUAGUGUGCACACAACCCAGAAGAUUAGCGGCUAUCUCUGUGGCAGAAAGAGUGUCGGAUGAGCGAUGUGAGCCUUCACCUGGUAGUGACGGUUCAUUGGUUGGUUAUCAAGUACGCCUUGACGUUGCAAGGAAUGAGAAGACAAAACUUUUGUUUUGUACAACAGGAAUCCUUCUCAGGAAGCUGGCUGUAAAUAAAGACUUGGCUGGUAUCACACAUGUGAUAGUUGAUGAAGUUCAUGAACGAUCACUUUUGGGUGACUUUUUACUCAUUGUUCUCAAAAACCUUAUUGAGAAGCAAUCUGAUAUUGCCGGGCAAAAGUUAAAAGUGGUUCUCAUGUUUUUUUUAACAUAA